Molecule: messenger RNA, 1358 nt
Organism: Erythranthe guttata (spotted monkey flower)
Lineage: Eukaryota; Viridiplantae; Streptophyta; Magnoliopsida; Lamiales; Phrymaceae
Product: hyccin
Biological process (GO): protein localization to plasma membrane; phosphatidylinositol phosphate biosynthetic process
Cellular component (GO): plasma membrane
Source: RefSeq, a predicted model, not a curated record
AAAUUUCACCAAAUUUCUAAAAAAAAGAAAAAAAAGAGAAAUAAUCUCAAAUCUCCGUAAACAUGGAAGAAGAUGAAGAAAUAAUAAAUUCAUCCCCUGAAAAAGCCACCGCCGCCGCCGCCGCCGCCGCCGCCGCUACCGCCACCACCCCAAGCAACCACAAACCCCACAUAACAUGGUCGGAUUCGUACUCCAAAGCCCACCUCGCCAUCGAAGCCCUCUCCGCCAUCCUCCCCUCCCUCCCGCCGCAUCUCUCCUCCUCCGAAACCCCCGCCACCUCCCUCCUCCACGACUCCGACGUCGCCGCCCAGAUCUCCCUCCUCCUCCGCCGCCCAGACUCCGGCGGCGCCAACGACAACCUCUGCGCCUGGCUCUACGACACCUUCCACUCCUCCGAGCCCGACCUCCAGCUCGUCGUCCUCCGCUUCCUCCCCGUCCUCGCCGGCGCGUACCUCACACGCGCCGCCCUGAACAAGCCCCUCGCCGGCUUCGAAUCCGUCCUCCUCGCCAUCUACGGCCACGAAACCGCCGCCCGCAACGGCCAGGCCGUCACCGUCAGCAUCCCGGACCUCGCCCACUCCAGCAUCUACCACGAAACCAAACAGACGGCGGCCAAGAACGGCUCCACCGAGCUCCACCUCGCCGUCAUCUCCCCAACCCUCGAGCCCCACGGCACCGUCCGAUCCACGCGCCGCCCAAGAAUCGUCGGAGUCGCCCUCGAGCUCUACUACACCAAAAUCUCCCGAAUCCCGAUCGGUUCCAAGAUCGAAUUCUGCGAGUUCUGCAAGAUUUGGUCCGGCCAAUUCUCCGACCAAACCCUAAACGAAAACAACCCUCCUCAACAUUCCGACAACCCCGAAAAAACGACACCAUCCUCCUCCGUCGGAGGGAGAAUAAAUAUGCCAUGGGAGCUUCUUCAGCCGGUUCUGAGAAUUCUAGGCCACUGUUUAAUGGGAGAGGAGAAGAAGAAGAAGAACAACAACAACAACAACGACGACGAGCUUUUUCAGACAGCCAUCUCUGCAUGCAGAUGUCUGAACGCAAGAGCUCUACAUGAUAUUAAUCCAAAGGCAAUUCUUGCAACCGGGAGCCUUGUCAAGCUCGCUGAAAUGGCGGCCGCUGCAGCAGAUCGUACGAGCCCCGAUUAUGUCGACCAUACUGAGAUUGCUAUGACUAAUAUAAUAUCAAUUUGAAUUUUUCAUGAUGUUUUGUUGCAUGCAGAAUGGAAAUUCUGCAAAUAUAAUUUUUGGUUCAUCGGUUAGGGAUUUAAAUUUAGUUUGAUUUUGAUAUGCAGUGAUUUGCAAAUUUAGUAUUUUUAAGUCAUGUUUUAAUUACUUGAAUUUUUCAGUUUUGAGUGU